GCCCGCCGUGUCUCAUUGGACUGUUGGGCUGUCAUGAUUUGAUGGGCCCAGCAUGUCGUCGCAAGGAACGGACUCUUGGCGCGCCGAGAGCCCGGGACGCAACAAGCCGAGAGCCGCCGGCGAGGUGUGAUGCUACGAAGACGGCGGCGGCGUCCGUUUGAUGCGCUCACCUCCUCCUCCUCCCGCCGCCUCCGCCGCGCUGUCCAAGCAGCACCUCCUCCGCAUCCGCCGCUGCCUCCCACCCGUUUGGCGAAAUGCCGCCCCUGCCCAGGACCCGCCGCCGCCGCCACCGCCCAACUCCUCCUCCUCCCCCGCUUCCCUCUCAGCCCUUCUCUUCUCCUGCACCGCGCAUCGCGCCCACCGUCCCGGGGAGCAGCUGCACGCGCGUGCCGUCACUCUUGGCCUGGGCGCGCACCCCUCGGUGCUCCCCAGGCUCGCCGCCCUCUACAUCGCCCUCGGCGACCUCCCCGCCGCACGAGCGGCCGUCGAGCAGGCGGCGAGAAAUGCGCGGGCUUUCCCCUGGAACCUGCUCAUUUGGGGCUACGCCGGCCGGGGGCUGUGGGAAGACGUGGUCCUCGCGUACGAGAAGAUGCUGGCGCUGGGCGUCGACGCCGACAGGUUCACGUACCCGUCGGUUCUCCGUGCCUGCGGCGAGCUCCGGGAGGUCACCGUUGGCCGGAGGAUUGAACGGCGUAUUCGGAGGUGUAGAUAUGGAUUGGACAUGUAUGUCUGGAAUGCUCUGGUGGGGAUGCACGCCAAGUGCGGGGAGCUGGAGGAUGCGCGCAGGGUGUUUGAUGGAAUGCCUUUGAGGGAUGUUGUCAGCUGGAACACGAUGGUUUCCGGGUAUGCGUCGAAAGGCUUGUGGGAUGAGGCAUUUGAGCUGCUACAGCGGGUUCCUGGGGUGAACAUUGCAACCUGGAACGCAGUCGCAGCGGGAAAUUUGAAGGCAGGGAACUACGACGAGGUGACAAGGUUGGUGUCGCUGAUGAGGAGUUCCCAUGGUCCAGGGCUUGAUUUUGUGACUCUUGUGAUUGGCCUCAAGGCAUGUGGUAAGAACGGUUAUCUGAGGAUUGGCAGGGAGUUGCACAGUGUGGCUGUUCGUCUGUGCUUUGAUGGGCUUGAGCGGGUGGAGAAUUCGUUGAUCACAAUGUACUCAAGAUGCGGAAUGAUCAGCUAUGCCUACCAUUUGUUUCGAACAUGUUCAAUUCGGAGCAUAGCAACUUGGAAUUCAUUGCUAGCAGGAUUUGCAUUCACGGACCAGGUCGAGGAAGCUAUUUCUCUUUUCAAAGAGAUGACUGAUUCCGGUGUCUGUCCAAAUGAUGUUACUGCAUUAACUAUGCUUUCACUUAGUGCACGUUUCGGACACCUCUGUCACGGAAGGGAGAUGCACUGCUACAUCCUUAAACAUGGACUCAGUGGCUCUAACUUACUGCAGAACUCACUCGUUGAGAUGUAUUCAAAGUCUAGACAGAUGGCAGCUGCCCAGAGAGUGUUUGACCAGAUGCAAUGUCAAGACAGGCAUGCCUACACUUCACUGAUUUUGGGUUAUGGAAUGCAAAGAGAGGGGAAUGUAUCGUUGAAGCUCUUUGAUGAAAUGAUUUCCAACAGUAUCAAGGUGGACCAUGUAACUAUGGUUGCGGUUCUUUCAGCAUGCAGCCACUCUGGGCUAGUAACUCAAGGGCAACUACUAUUUACCAAGAUGUUCGAUGUAUUUUGCAUCGCACCAAGGGUGGAACAUUUUUCUUGCAUGGUCGAUUUGUACUGCCGUGAAGGUUUGCUGAGGAUGGCUGAGGAGAUAAUUGACAAGAUGCCAUUCCAGCCAACUGCUGCAAUGCUGGCAACUAUUAUUGAGGCUUGUAGGAUCCAUUGUAAAACGGAAAUUGGGGAUCGAGCUGCAAAGAGGCUGCUGGAAAUGAGGACAAACAACCCUGGUCAUUACAAAUUGAUUGCAAACAUGUAUAUAGCAGCAAAACGCUGGCCAGAACUAGCUAAGGUUAGAUCAUUAAUGAGCGCCAUGGAGCUAAAUAUGAUCCCAACUCAUUCCUUACUAGAGUCGGAAUAUGACAUAUGUCCAGUCAAACAAGAUUAUUGCUUCAACCACAGUACAGAUGGAGGCUUGUCUGAUGACAUGACAGAAACUGAUUUCUCUAGUAGUGAGGAAGUGAAAUGCAAUGGAGCUUUUGGUGGGUAAUAAUAAAGCUGGAAUCCAAUAAGCUAUUUUUGGACCAUGGCUUUUAUGUUAGGCAAGCAACUGAACAACCUGUGCUCUUCACAUCACGGAUGGGUAAUAAUAAAGCUGGAAUCCAAUAGGCUCUUUUAGACCAUGGCUUUCAUGUUAGGCAAGCAGCUGAACAACCUGUGUUCUUCGCAUCACGGAAGAGGAGGAUGUGAAAGAAGAUAGUAGAGGUCUUUUUGCCUCUCUUGCCAAGUAGUAGAGGCAAUUGGAUGGAACAGGUAUGCUUGCUCCUUUCACGAAAAGGCAACAAUCUUAGCAAUAGAACCUUUGCAUUGCCACAUACAAAGAUGACACAUCCAAUACUGCCUUCAAGCUCAACCACAAAUGAUUCAGUUUGAAGUAAGCUGUCACCCUAUCACCUCAAGAGCAGCUGACCAACCUCUGAAUUGCCCGAGUAUAGGAACAGCUUUGGAUAGUACGUGUAAUGCAUGUUCUCCAUGUCAGUAGCGGUUCUGUUUGGACACAGGAGUUGCUGUUAGCUGCUCUCUCCGGUCAUAGUCUAUCCCGCAGUCAUGAUAUCAAAUGUGUUAACUCUCCUUUCUGUUUACCCAUUGAUUACUGUGUUUCUAUUGUUGCAUGGUCUCUAUUUUAUGCAAAAAUGAGUAGCUCAUAACCUACUGGUAAUAAUAGUAAUGCUGCUCCAUAAAAAGAUAGAGAAUUCUGAUUCUCUAUCUUUUUAGACAGCCUGUGCUUUGUAGUCACUGCUCAACUUUUUGUCCCAUGCUGUCAGUGUUGACCUCUUGAAACUUCGCAGGAUUAUGCGCAGCUCGAUUCCCCACCUCUGCGAUUUUUUCCCCAGAACUGUCUGCUGCGAAUCAAAUACCGACCAUCCCUGCGGAUUCUUGGCAGCGGUCGCUCCAGCAGGAGAGCGUGGCAAUCCGCUGUUGCUGUAACGAGAUCGCCAACACAUCUCCGCUGCCUGCUUCUGCAAUGUGGAGCGUGCACGAAGGAGGCCGUUUCGGCCGCAUAUGUUGUUUAGGUGUUGAGCUAUUUAAAGUUUAAUUAAAAGUCUGAAAACGCUGCUACUUCUCGCAGCACAAAUCCUUGUGUUCAUCAAGCUUGCAGGAAGAACUCUGACAGUCGCCAACAUAUCUCCACUGCCUGCUUCUGCAACGAGAUGGCUACCUGGUCGGCACCCACUCGCCCUCCAGAACCGCUCGUCGAUGACUGGAGCGUUGCAACCACUGAAGCGAGGACCUUGCCGUCCAACCGCGGCGGCGCAGGCAACAAGCCAGUGGCUACGUACGGGGGAAGCCGCCGUGUACGAAGCGCGUGGAGGCAUCGUUCUGGAAAUGCCUGGCUCCCGGCGCUGGUCGCCGGCGAGGAGCCGUCGAACGACAUGAGCUGCGUGGCGAUUGCAUUUGCAGUGGCCACUACUUGCAGUGCAGCUGAAGCAGCAGCUUGUGAUCGAUCCAAUCCAAGUCUUCUUGUCUUAGCAUUAUUACUCAUGUAAGUCUUCGUCUUCCCCUAAAAACAAAAACGAAGAAAAGGAAGCCUUGCCUUAAAGAUAAACAAAACCAAGUCUUCGUCGUCAAGGGUAAAAAACAAAAGAACAGGUCUUGUCUUAUUUCAAGUCUUUUGUUCAUCUUUGAAUAAAGUUUUGUGUCUA
Phragmites australis (common reed) is the source of this 3845-nucleotide messenger RNA. RefSeq names its product pentatricopeptide repeat-containing protein At1g71490-like. Lineage: Eukaryota; Viridiplantae; Streptophyta; Magnoliopsida; Poales; Poaceae. Gene Ontology annotation, molecular function: RNA binding; protein binding. The coding region runs from base 161 to 2191 and encodes 676 amino acids. The record is from RefSeq and is a predicted model, not a curated record. Gene Ontology annotation, biological process: RNA modification. The transcript is spliced from 5 exons.